AUGGAAGGUGUUUUCGAAGAGAACUUACCAGGCAGCUUGGUACUCGGUGCUGCUGAAGGGCUACUCGUCGGUUUCUCCGUUGAAGGCAUGAUAAGCUUUGUUGUUCUGAUUGGCACCUUCCAACUAUGGGUGCGCUUCUUCUUCGGCAAAGAUGAGCCCACAUCCUCGAUGAUAGGGCUAUGGGAACACUUGCUACUCGUCCCCUCAUCUUCAAUUUCUCCUCUGCGCCCCAAUAGUGGGUCAGUCUCUGUUGAGGAUGACUCAAUCCCAAAAGAAAUCUACCCUGGAGUCUCUGGCACGACAGCCUCGGGUCUCCUAUUCGAGCGUGGCUCAACUCCUUCAUUGGGAGGGAAGGGCACCGUCGGCAGGUCUACGAAGCUCAUCUAA
This is a messenger RNA of Miscanthus lutarioriparius, 387 nucleotides long. The record is from the annotation of a GenBank genome assembly. Lineage: Eukaryota; Viridiplantae; Streptophyta; Magnoliopsida; Poales; Poaceae.